This is a messenger RNA of Clonostachys rhizophaga, 1581 nucleotides long. Lineage: Eukaryota; Fungi; Ascomycota; Sordariomycetes; Hypocreales; Bionectriaceae. The record is from the annotation of a GenBank genome assembly.
AUGGCAUCGCCACAGAGACCAGGGUUGUCUGGAGAUCCGGAGAAAGUAGAGCAAGAAACCCAGGAAAACUCAUCGAGAUCAAGCCACUUCCAACGUCUUAUCGACCAGGCCGGUGUUGAUUCCCAAGUAAUUGCACACUCAUACCCCGGCCAUGGCACCUCCCAAUCACCAUUCAUCGUUGAUUUUCUCCCAAUUGACGACAGGAAUCCAAGAGCGUUCUCGUCCAGGAAGAAAUGGACCAUCAUCUUCCUGCAGGCCUUGAGCGCCUUCAUCGUGGCCUUUGUUAGCACCGCAUUUUCUGGAGCGCUACCGGAUGUCGUUCGCACUUUCAACGUCUCGUCAGAAGUUGGCGUCUUGGGCAUCUCGCUCUUCGUCCUUGGCUUCGCGAUCGGGCCACUGUUCUGGGCGCCGCUUUCCGAACUCUUCGGUCGGCAGUAUGUGUUCCUGUCGACGUACACUGCGCUGGUCAUCUUCAACGUCGGCGCUGCUGUUGCACAAAAUAUCCAGACAUUGAUAAUACUGCGCUUCCUUGCUGGUACGGUGGGCUCGGCGCCCCUUGUCAAUGCCGGCGCUGCUGUCGCCGACCUGUUUGCGCCGGUCGAGCGUGGUCGGGCCAGCAUCCUUUUUGCUUCUGCACCACUUCUCGGCCCUUCUCUAGGUCCAAUCGUAAGUGGUUUUCUGGGUACGAGGUGCGGCUGGCGAUGGGUUGAAGGGCUCAUAGCCAUUCUCACUGGUGUGAUGGUGGUAAUCUGCGCAUUCAGCGUCCCAGAGACGUACAGUCCCGUCUUGUUGCGCCGGCGGGCUCAGAAACUGUCUGUCAUCACUGGGGACCAGUAUAUCUCUCGCUUCGAAGACAAGAAGAGCCAGGCCAGGGCCAAGAAUCGUUUUCGGAUCGCACUAUCCCGGCCCUGGGUGAUGCUGGUACGCGAGCCGAUUGUCUUGUUGAGCGCGAUAUACAUCGCCUUCAUAUACGGGACGCUGUAUAUGCUCUUCCCUGCUUUCCCCAUCAUCUUUGCACAAACGCGCGGAUGGGCCCCUGAGAUCAGUGCACUGGCAUUUCUAGGCAUGACGAUAGGAAUGGCUCUUUCAAUCGCGUUCCUCCUGUAUGACCAGAAGAGAUAUCGGGCGCUCACACUUGCGACCGGAUCAGCGCCUCCAGAGUCCAGGCUGCCACCUGCAAUGAUAGGCGCAUGCUUCCUGCCCGUCGGCUUGUUCUGGUUUGCCUGGACGAACGGACCCGACAUCGCCUGGAUCGUACCGAUCAUCGCCUCCGGAGUAUUCGGAGCAGGGCUCGUGCUCGUUUUUCUGAGCCUGACGAACUACCUCAUCGAUUCUUAUGCGAUAUAUGCGGCCUCGGCGCUGGCUGCGAGCGCCUUCAUGCGAUCGGUGUUCGGGGCGGCGUUCCCGCUCUUCGCGACCAAGAUGUAUGCCGGCCUCGGGAUUCACUGGGCAUCAUCGGUCCCUGCCUUCCUGGCAUUGGCAUGUCUCCCGUUUCCAUUUUUGUUUUACAGAUACGGAUCGUGGGUUCGGAGCAAGUGUGCCUUCUCUGCAGAGAUAUUGGCGGAGCGCUCUUUGACGUAG